Messenger RNA from Gongylonema pulchrum, 492 nucleotides. NCBI's taxonomy places the organism in Eukaryota, Metazoa, Nematoda, Chromadorea, Rhabditida, Gongylonematidae. The record is from the annotation of a GenBank genome assembly.
AUGGUUGAUCGACAGGAAAUAAGACCGUUUUCAUUUCUGUCGCGGUAUAAAAUACCGUUUUGCACGGCACAGUACAAUAGACUGUUCAACAGUUGUCGAGUGCCGGAUUUUGAGAAGGAUCAGUUCCAUCACUGGGACGAUUCCAAGCACAUUGUCGUUUACUGUAACGGGUGCUGGUUUCGUCUCGCUGUGCACACCGGUAAACGCUUAUAUGAACCAGCCGAGUUGCAAAGGGGCUUUGAGGCAAUUUUGGACGAGAAGGUUGUUCCGGAGCAGGGCGAGGAUUUUAUAGCGGCUCUGACAGCGGGAGAUCGCGAUUCGUGGGCAAAAGCACGCCGAAAUUAUUUUUCUACCGGAGUGAACAGAAUUUCGCUGCACGCAAUUGAAAGAGCUGCAUUCGGAAUCAUACUAGAUGAACAUGAAGUAUUCUACGACCAGGUGCGCUUUCCAUCGCUGGCUGCUCGCUCGUCCACCUCUUUGAGAGUUGAAUGA